AUGAAGUCCCUUAUUAAGUUCACAACAACUCUACUCUUGCUACUAACAAUAACAAACUCCCUAUUCAUAUCCCUCACAGCCGCAGAACCUUCCGGAAGUCCAACGAAUGAAGACGAAGAUUUUCCUUCGGUGGGGCCCAAAAUAUCCCUGCGUGGGGCCACCCAUCUUCUCCCGCGCGUCCCAUUCGCAAGGUGCGACAAAAAUCCCGGGAUUUGCAAACGUGUGCGCGGAAAACGAGAUUGUUGCAAAAAGAGAUGCGUAGACCUUACAAAAGACAGAUUGAACUGCGGGAGAUGUGGUCACAAAUGCAAUUUCUCAAAGAUUUGUUGCCGUGGAAAAUGCGUGAACCCGUUGAGGAAUAUAAGGCAUUGUGGGGGGUGCGGUAACGCGUGCAGGGGAGGGAAUAAGUGCGUUUACGGAAUGUGUAGCUAUGCGUGA
Striga asiatica is the source of this 438-nucleotide messenger RNA. Lineage: Eukaryota; Viridiplantae; Streptophyta; Magnoliopsida; Lamiales; Orobanchaceae. The record is from the annotation of a GenBank genome assembly.